ACAUACACACAUACACAUACACAUACACAUUGAUAGAAUCAGUGGUUCAAGUUUUACUUUGUGUUGGUAAUACAAGAACCUGAUGCUUCUCUCUUUCUUUGUAUUUGAUGUGUGAGUGAGUGGUGUUGCUCCUGCUCUUCCUUCCUGCCCUAAUUAAUCUUCUUCUCAUAUUUGUUUUUUUCUUUAUAAAGUCUUUUGUUCUGUACACACAUCUACAUACAUACAUAUAUAACAUUUUGUAUCUCUAUCUCAUUUUCCAACUGACCCAGAAGACAAAAAGCUCAAAAAAGACAAGGUUUCUAUAUCUAUGUCAAUAUAUUUGAAGAAAAAUAUGAGUUGUUCUGGAGUUAUCUUAUGAUGAUCCAUAUCUAAACCAAGCAUGCUUUUGAACAGAUAAGUGGGGCUUUCAUUUUGAAAAAAAAUCUUGAGAGAGAAAGCUAGAGAGAGAACAGUACAAGUUAGUGUCUUGUUAUAUUAUAUAUAUAUAUAAUAUAUACUUAUAUAUAUGCUGAAGGCUAAAGGAGCAGUUGUUGUUGAGAAGGAGAGUUCUUGUGACUGUUUAAACAGCACAAGAAGACAUAAGAUUAUAAGCAGCAGAUGAUAUCCAAUAUUAUUAUUGAUGAUCAUCAUCCACCAUCAGAUCCUUCAUCAUCAUCUCAUCAUCAUCAAAUACAACAAAAUAUCUCUAAUGAUAUCAAGGUUUCUUAUAUAGAUCUGAAGUCUUUAGAUGUUGAUCUUGAUGAUAUCAUCAACAACCAACUUCCUAAAUUCUCUAUAAGGGAUUAUGUUUCCGGCUUAAGGAGCAAGGAUAUUGGCUGUAAUUGGCCUUUUUCUCCAACAAGUUUGCAACUUUGCUUGAAACAUGGAGUCAAGAAUUUGUUGCCACCUUUCCAGUCUCUUGAUUCAUUGAGAAAUAACUCAUCUUUGACUAGAUGCAGUAGUUUUGAAAAUCUUUUGACCGAUGAAGAACUCGUAAGCAGUUUAGAUUGUAAGCUCGGAAAUGAUCAAUCCAAAACCAAGGAAAAACUACCCUUGAAGUCAAUAACUACAAAUUCAAGUGUUUCAAAAGGUCAAAAGUCAAAGGAGAAACCUCCAUCUUCUUUUUCACAAAAGACCGAAAAUGCUUCAAUUCACAUUAAAAAGAGUAGAUUAGUAAUGAAGUUGAAUUCCGGUGUUGAGCGAGUUGAGGAUAUUGUUCCAAACAAUUUCAUUGUCUCUGAAACCAUGGCUUCAAAAGUUUGUCCAGUUUGCAAGAUCUUUUCAUCAUCUUCAAACACGACCCUAAACGCUCACAUUGACCAGUGUUUGACUGGUGAGGGGACCAUGAAAUGGACCGAGAAUCCCAAGGUUAUAGUCAAAUAUAAAGUCAAGCCUAGGAAGAUGAGGUUGAUGGUGGAUAUUUACAAAACAGCUCGACAUUGUACAGUUGAGGAACUUGAUAGAAGAAAUGGUAUAAGUUGGGCUACAAAUUCGAGUUUUCCCGACCAAGAGUGCCAGUUUCAAGGGGAAGAAGAAGACAAAGAAGAAGAUGAAGAAGAGAAGGAAAAAGAGGAAGAAGAAAAAGAAAAAUAUCAAAGACCUGCUACACUUAAUCCUGAAGAAGAGAAAAAAGAGCGAAAAACGACUAAUAUUGUUAUUUCUAAAGUUGCUAAUAAUGAAGGUGAUGUGUAUAUUGACACCAAUGGCACUAAGUUUAGGAUCUUAUCUGUGCCAAAAGCUAGUUCCUUGGAAAAAAAUCGAGCUCGGAAGUUAGUAAAGGGGGUAAAAGGGAGUAAAGUUACGAUGGGCAAGAAAAAAAACUAUAAUUAUAAGCAGAAACAUCAACAAAAGCAUUGCAAAGUUAUUCGUAAUGCCCAAAAGUUAUGCUCACCAAAGCCGCAGGCGACAAGUGGUCAAGGAGAGGCUGUUGCCAUGGCCGAAAAUUUCAGAAAAGAUAAACCUUGCAGAGAGCCUAUGAAAUUGGCUGAUUUGGCUAUUACAAGACCACCAUGGGCAUGCUCUAAGCGAACCGGUCUGUUGAAAAAGUUCAGUGGCAAGAAACUAAGAGUGGAAUCAAAAUCUCAUGAAAUGAAAGAUUUGCUUGUUGAAAGUGAAAGGUCUUUUUCAGAAUGUGAUUUGGGAACUCCUCAAAGCUCAUUUGAUAAGGUGCCUUAUUCUCAAAUUAGGAAGAAAUUGAGAAGUUCUUCGUUAUCUAGGCAGCCUCUAAGGACUAAUAAGAUAGUUGAGUUUGGAAAGGAAGACAUAUGUAUGCAAAGUGACGAUGACGACAAUGAAGACAACUUUGAUGAUUGUGGUUCUCCGGAUGCAAUUCCAUCACAAUAUUCUGAUGGGGCUGAUAAAUCUACAGAUAAGAAGAUGCAAUAUUUGGACAAGAAUAUUUCAUUCCCAGCUGCCAAGAUCAAUUUGAAAAGAAAGUUUACAGCUUUGGGGAAGUCUCGGGUCUGUGGCUUAUUGAACAACGUAUCUGGUGAUGGGCCAUCUCAAGAUUCUUUAGAAGAGCAAUCUAAUAUGGAAGAACACCCGGCUUCAAAAAGUUCAAAUGAAGAAUCUUCUGAGGGGAUUCAAAGUGUGAAUGGGGAUGAAUUAGAAUCUGUUAGAAAUGAGACAUUAUUAUCCAAUGUUGACCAAGUGUGUAUUCUUCCAGCCCCGAGUUUUAUGGAUUUAAGCAGCACUUUCAAUGCAGAGUUUUCAAAGCAGGAGCGCAUUGGGCUAUAUGAAGAUCAAUUAUGUUCAACUAACCGUGCUCCAGAUGAUGUUGAGAAACAAGAAAAUUACUUCCAAGAGGUCGAUCCUAUACCUAUUCCUGGACCACCUGGAUCAUUCUUGCCCGCCAGCCCCGGUGGAGAAAUGGUUACUGAGGAACAUAUUCAAACAAAUAGAGUUCUGUCAAAUGAAAACCAGCAUCUUCAUGAUACCAUGGAUCAUGAUUCCAUGUCCAAUUCUCCGGUUUCAACCGUCUCUAAUUCAAGAUCUACUUCUGUGCAAGAUGAUGCAUAUAAAAGAUCCUUUGUUAAUGGUGAUAUGGGGUUCACAGAAAGGGGUUUAUCUCAUAAUAGUUUUAAGAAUGAUCAGCCUUGUUGUUGCUCAAGAAAGGAGGUUGCUUUCAACUAUCAAGAUUCGUGUAUUUCAAGAAAACAACCGGUUGAACCUAACAGGAGCAUUCCAAGUGCUUUUGACUUCAAACCUGAGAUGUUUCCGCCGCCAAACAAUUAUUCCGCUUCACCAGUACCUGGUUCUGCUGUCAGCCCUUCUAAACCAGUUCUGAGGUUAAUGGGAAAGAAUUUAACCGUGGCCAAGACUGAUGAAGAUGAAUAUAGACAACCUCAAUCAAGUCAACAACAUCCUCAAUUACCUGUGAUCUUUAGCCACAAGUACCAAAAUGGGAAUGAAUAUCACGAUUUCAAUGUUCAUACAUCGAGUACUAGGAGAAGUCAUGUUGACUUGCAGCCUAUUCAUGGUGGUUUCUUGGAACCUAUGGAUCAUUAUGAUCAUGGUGGUCCUUACCUUGGACCUGCGGAUUCUCAGGCAAGGUCAUACCAUGGUCAUAACAUUCUUGAUUUUCAAGCAGUAGGUGGGACUAAUGUUUAUAAUGUCACUUCAAGUUCCAAAUCUGUUGAUCAGGAGAUCAUCAUCAUUGAUGAUUCCCCUGAAAUUGAAGCUGAUGAUUGUAUGCGAAAUGAGUAUUUGAAAAAGAAUCAGAAACAAAUGAACCCGGUUUAUCCUAUGUACCCAUCACAAAGAUCUACUCAUCCAUAUGGUGGUGGUGGUGGUGGUGGUAAUUCAUCGUUGUUCCAUGAUGGUCGAUUUCAAAAUUGGACUAAUGGAGAUCUUGGCAAGUGGAGUAUACGAUCCGGUCAAUCAUCAUCAUUAUCGCCUUCAAUGGCUCAUUUGAGAUCUUCACCAAACACAUAUUAUCCUCCUAGCUAUCCUUGAUGGAUCAACGCUUACAGAUGAGUUUUUUUUGCUUCAUAUAUCUUCUUGAAUAGUUUGUAAUCCAUAGCCUUAGAUUUAUAAGAACAUUUCUGAGGCUUCUGUACACGGGUAACCUUAAUGCUAUCCGAAUAAUAAGUUGUCUCUCUUUAACUAUAAUCACUAUUUCAUGUGUUCCUUGAA
Molecule: messenger RNA, 4113 nt
Organism: Erigeron canadensis
Lineage: Eukaryota; Viridiplantae; Streptophyta; Magnoliopsida; Asterales; Asteraceae
Exons: 4
Coding region: 598-3933 (1111 amino acids)
Source: RefSeq, a predicted model, not a curated record